Messenger RNA from Phytophthora nicotianae INRA-310, 3790 nucleotides. RefSeq lists its product as hypothetical. The coding region runs from base 138 to 2294 and encodes 718 amino acids. The transcript is spliced from 2 exons. The record is from RefSeq and is a predicted model, not a curated record. Gene Ontology annotation, molecular function: serine-type endopeptidase activity; tripeptidyl-peptidase activity. Lineage: Eukaryota; Oomycota; Peronosporomycetes; Peronosporales; Peronosporaceae. Gene Ontology annotation, biological process: proteolysis.
ACAUCUUCACAUUUUGUCGCUUACUUUAAUCAAGACAAAACAUCAGUUCAAUUUAACUUGAUUAAAGUAAGUCUUUCAUCAAAUCGCACAUCUCUGCCUCCACUUGUCAUCUGUACAUUACGUGGAGCUCUCUCGGCAUGGCGGGCUCGUGGCUGCUCUCGUUGGCGGUAGCGCUAUGCUCCCUCUCUGGGAGCACCGUCGCCACCAUGUACAACCCCUCCUCGCGCUUCGUCGGCUUUGCCAGCGACCGCUACGUCCGCCAAAGUCGCGCCGAUCCGGAGCAAGUGGUGCCAUUAGUCAUUGGACUCCACCCAGACGACUUUGACGGAAUGGAGCAAGAAUUUUACCGCAUCUCCGACCCAACACAUCCUGCGUACGGCCAAUAUCUUGCUCAGGAGCAAGCAGAUACACUCUCUCGACCGACUGAUGGUGCACUUGACGCGGUGCGUCAGUGGGUGGGAGAAUUUGCACACGAAAACAGCGCAGGUACUUUUUCGACGACGUCGAAUUUGUACAAAAUUCCAAUGAAGGUGAAGCACGUUGAGCGACUGCUGAACACGCAGAUUCACCACUACGAAACACAGGAGACGGACAGUAUUCCCGCGCGGAAUCGGCGAAGACUGAUGCGAGCAGCUACUGAUGUAUCAGUGCCAGAGCAUCUGCAGGACAUUGUAUCAUUUUUGAGCGUGAAUACGCACCCCUUGGGACUGCGAGCGCUGGGAGCUGCAACGUCAGAGACAGCAGAAUUGGCGAGCAGUGGAGGGGGUACAUUGGCACAGGUUCGACAGAUAUACGGUAUCCCAGACAACCUCGUAGUGACCAACCCAAGCAACGCACAAUGCGUACCUUCGUUCUACGAUGAAUCGUAUGAUCCCGCGGACUUGAAGACUUUCUUCUCUCAGUACCUGCCAGGGGAGAGUCCGCCACCAGUCAUUGAAAAGGGAAGCCGAGUCAAUCACCCGGAACGGGCUACCACGGAGGCAUCGCUGGACGUGCAGUACAUCACAGGCGUUGGUCGUAACGCUACCACUUUUGUCUGGACCAUGAACGGCAGCAAUCCGUACUCGGCAGAGGAUGAACCGUUUGUCGAGUUUGCGCAGGACGUGCUAGCACUGGAGAAUCCCCCUCUCGUCGUCUCGAUCAGCUACUCGGAUGAUGAAGAGCAUAUUUUCGAUGUCUCGCCAGGAUAUGCACGUACCCUGGACACGCUUCUCAUUAAGAUGGGCUUGCGUGGUAUCACAGUUCUUAUUGCCGGUGGUGAUGAUGGUGUAACUGGACUGCGUCCUGAGUUCGAGAAUGUGCCACUCGAGGAAAUGUGCAAGAAAAGUGGCCCACAGUGGCCGUCUUCAAGUCCGUACAUCACCAGCGUUGGUGCCACGAUGCUCCUACCAAAAGCGCAGCAAGCAGCGAAACCAUUCUUCCGUACGAAGGAAGAGGUGAUCUGCAGUGUCGAGAAUGGCGGGAUUAUUACCUCAGGUGGUGGAUUCUCCAACAUCUACGCAAUACCAGCGUACCAGCGCACAGCGGUUGAGAGAUACUUGGGAACACGGAAUAUUCCUAGUACCCCGGGCUUUUUCAACGCUAGUGGUCGUGCCUAUCCUGAUGUAGCCGCGAUAGGCGCAGGUUUCCUUGUCUACAUGAAUGGCCGUCUCUCGUCAGUAUCAGGGACGUCAGCAUCCACACCAGUAUUGGGCGCAAUGGUGACGUUAUGGAACGACAUGCGCUUGAAUGCUGGCAAGAGUCCACUGGGCUUCAUCAAUCCCCUUCUUUAUUAUCUCGCGGAGACAAACCCCAAUGCAUUCAACGAUGUGGUUGUUGGCAAUAAUGGAGCUCCGCGUGGUGGUAACACACCUUGUGAAGACUCCUUUAGUGCUGCUGCUGGCUGGGAUGCAGUCUCAGGAGUUGGUACACCCAAUUUUCCAGUGAUCUCCGAGUUCAUUACAAACCUCGAGGACCACUUUAAUGUGUCUGAACUGGGUCAAACGAAUAACUCUGCGAUUCCAGACGUGAGCAACAAUGCGGCAGACAUUACGAGCGGCAUCGGUGAAAUGAGUACGUUCACUAUGGUGCUUCUGAUUGCGGCAGUCGUGGCAAAUGUUGCAAUUGGUAUCGUUGUGGUGGUCACAUUGGUGAAACGUUGGAGGAACCAGUACACACCUCUCGACGAGGUUGCUAGUGGCAAUACCACCCCUGUCUCGACAACAACCCCCACGGCUCGCGUCCAGCGAUUGAAUUCGGAUCCUGAUAGUAGUAGUGAAGAUGGUGUGGAGCUGAGUGAGAUCAACUUGAAUUAAUCACUAGCACGCUGUGGCAGAGCGAAAAAAAAGAUUUUGGAGUAUGUUGGCGUGUCUGUUCUACUCACAGCCUAAGCUGGAAAGUGCUUACAUCGCAUCGUCCAGAGUCAGCAGCAAGGAGCAGCUCAAUACCUUCAUCUUGAGAAGCGAUCGUUACACUAGCAGGCUGAACGAAUCGGGUAUCCGUUUCCCCUGUGGUUCCAAAUGCUGAAAGAAAUACACCAGUGUUCGUAAAGAUGGCAACACAGCGGUUGUCAGUGUCACUUACGAGUAUGUAUCCACUUCGUUGUUGCACCCAGACUCCAAUCGGUGAAAGUGGCAGAUCAAAUGGUGUGGCUUUUGAAUCAAGAAUUAACUGCACGCAACCAUUUAGGUCAAGAAUUUGCACCCGACAAUUGCCAGUGUCAGCAACCACGAUUUUGUCAGAUCGUUGAGGACCAAAGUUGCAUUGUGGAGUCAAGGGAAGUGCUGGGCAAAGUGCAAGACCAGUUGGAAAAUUGAAUUCACCCGGUGCCAUGCCCAUACAACCAAAAUUACGCACAAAUUUACGGGUAAUCAGAUCGAAGAUUUGAACGCGGUGGUUGCAUUGAUCGCAGACGAAAAGAAGUCGGUCUUUCCAAACUGCAACUCCUUGUGGCGAAUUGAGGAACCCUUCCAAAUGACCAAAUCCUUCUCCAACACGGCCACAGAAUGAACCAUUUCGGGCGUUAAAAAGCGAUACGGUAUGGUUGCCGCUAUCGCUCACUACUAACAUAGAAUGGUAUGAAGGAUAUUCCUCGUUUGUUUCACCAUUCUUCACGCUAUAGAACGCCAGAAAUGAUGGAUGAUUCAACUCUCCAGGAAGAAACCCGUUUGAACAGAGCUCCUGAUCGCCAUACGUGGUCGCGCCGAUGAAGAACUUUAGACUCAGGUUGCUAGCGUCGAGCACAGCCACCCGGUGUGCUAUCGGGUCACUCACGUACAGCCAUCGUUCUUUCAAUGAGUCUUUCGUUUGUCCUUUUGGAUUGCUAAACGUGAAGCUGAACUGGAAACAGCUGUGCACGCUGCAAACACCUCGGAGUUGGUUCUUCGGGAGCUGGAGCCAAGUGCAUCCGGCUGCGUCGAAGUUAUACGUGUAGACACUCGCAUUUUCUCGGUCAAUCACUACGAUUUCUCUUUCAGAUGGAGCAUAUUCAAGUGCGAAUGGAUGAUGGAAGCGUGAACGCUUUUCACGCCACUCCAUUAGGCAAGACGUCAGAUGAACGUAACAUUGGCAUGUCGGAUGCAGUAGAGUCGCAAGACUGUAAAUACCAUCCAUACCUUUACCAGAUAAAUCAGGCGGAGGUUUAUGUAGUGCAGCAUAUUCUCUCUCAACCUCUGCACGCAGGUUUGCAAAUUGAUCGUGUUGGAAUACAAUCUGCUCGAGACUGCCAAGUAACGACAACUGCCUCAGAAACUCUCCUCGUUCGUUGAGAAUUUGUACGCGAUAGUUGCCACAAUCUGCCACAAUUGCGUCA